AUGGCUGACCUUCCACCUUUCGAACCCACCAGUUUCAAGUACACUCAAUCGCCGAAUCCAUCGUGGUCUUUUGGAGAUCCCAUCACUACAACUGAAGAUGGUCGCAAAUGGGUCGAGGACGAGAAACAGGGCUGGAAGACGAUCGAUGCAACGAAGGAGGAUCCGAGGACGUUGUAUGCCUUGAGUGUCUCCGGUCUUGUGCCUCGCCCCAUCGCGUUUGUGUCUUCUGUCGCAGCCAAUGGUAGCGAGAACAUCGCACCGUUUAGCUGGUUCAACCAGGUCAGCACAAACCCGCCGGUCAUCUCUGUUUCUUGUUCACCAGCGGGACGACACAAAGACACCGCAAACAAUAUACGCGAAACCAAAGGAUUCACUGUGAAUAUCAUCAGUGAACCCUGGAUCGUCCAAGCGAAUGCGGCUUCUAUUGACGCCCCGGCCGAAAUCAACGAAUGGACCGUUACUGGUUUAACCAAAGAGCCAAGUAUAUCUGUAACGGCCGCAAGAGUCAAAGAAUCUGCUUUCACGAUGGAAUGCGAAUUACUGCAACAUAUCGAAAUCAAGAAUGCGGCGGGAGGCGUCGCUGCUGAUCUUAUCCUUGGAACGGUCAAAUACAUCCAUAUCCGCAACGCCGUUCUCAACGACCGGGGACUGGUUGAUCCAGUCAAACUCCGUCCAGUCAGCAGACUCGGAGAAAUUGCCUAUGCCACUAUUGGAGACGUAUUCCGCAUUCCGCGGCCGGUCUGGAAGGAUGAGAAGGAUGAACUGGAAAAUAAGUUUGGCAACGCUUUGCUAUAG
Molecule: messenger RNA, 795 nt
Organism: Mycena indigotica
Lineage: Eukaryota; Fungi; Basidiomycota; Agaricomycetes; Agaricales; Mycenaceae
Product: Flavin-Reduct domain-containing protein
Exons: 6
Coding region: 1-795 (264 amino acids)
Molecular function (GO): FMN binding
Source: RefSeq, a predicted model, not a curated record